Messenger RNA from Ruditapes philippinarum (Manila clam), 3024 nucleotides. Its product is annotated as dual oxidase-like. The record is from RefSeq and is a predicted model, not a curated record. Gene Ontology annotation, molecular function: calcium ion binding; heme binding; peroxidase activity. Gene Ontology annotation, biological process: response to oxidative stress. NCBI's taxonomy places the organism in Eukaryota, Metazoa, Mollusca, Bivalvia, Venerida, Veneridae.
UGUAUCCAUAGUAGAUUUAUACUCGAGCAGUAGUAAUGGGAUGUAAUUAGUAGUUACGCAAUUGUUUAUGAGAUAGGACAUUUCUGGCUAAGACAACCAAUAGUGUAAAUAUGUGAAUUGUGAUAUCUGUAUUGGAUUUCUCAUAUAUGGCGAUAACUAAAGGGACAUAAUCAGCAUGGAACGAUCAUUUGUACUCACCAGUUUACAAGUUAUAGUUUAUAUUGGACAUGUGAGCAGUUUUUCACAACAGAGAUUCGAUGGUUAUUUUAAUAACCUGAUAAUACCAAGUCAAGGAAGUGCAGGGAAACCGCUCAAGCAGAACAUAACGACGGAUUACUCCGAUUAUACUUAUAAAGUAUCAGGACGAGAUCGACCAAGUCCAAGGCUUAUAAGCGAACAUAUUUUCAAAAAAUUACAUAAUGAGACAUUUACACCUAACUCAAGAAAUCUGACUGCACUGUUUGCUUUCUUCAGUCAGCUUGUUGCAAUGGAAUUGAUUGACACAGAUGAUACAACAUGUCCAGUAGAAUUACUGUCUAUACCCGUACCAAAAUGUGAUCCGGAAUUUGACAAAGCUUGCACGGGUACACAGCACCUACCGUAUGAGAGAAUUUCCUACGACAAGAGAACAGGUCAAUCACCAAAUGUUCCUCGUAAACAGGUGAACAAAGCAACAAGCUAUAUUGAUGGCAGUUUUGUGUAUGGAAACAACCUUAUCCGUGCCUUGUAUCUACAAGGCAACAGGUCCCCUAAACUUGCAUCUGGAGAUGCUUGGUCAAAAUAUCCACAGAAAAAUGAAGAAGGGAUUGCAUACAUUGCAAACCCGGAUCCUGUAAAUCACGAAUUCCAUGACCAGUUUGAUUACUGGAAGCUCGGUGAUAAACAUGUACAAGAAAAUCCAGCACUACUGUCACUCGGUGUGUUGUUUUUCCGAUGGCAUAACUUCCUAGUUGAGAAACUAGAAUCUAAGGCCCACCAUGGCUUUGAUGAGACAUUUUCGAGAGCUAGACAAUGGGUUAUUGCUUCCCUCCAGAGUGUUAUUAUGUAUGAGUGGCUUCCAGAACUGCUAGGUCAAAGUUUGCCAAGCUAUACGGGUUACAAAUCGGAUAUCUAUCCGGAUGUGACGUCAAUUUUUGAUGCAGCUGCAAUUCGAUAUAUUCUGACACUUAUUCCUGCAGGAAUUUACCAAAGAAAUUCCAGGUGUGAAAAUGCUAUGAAUGGGAAGUAUGAAGGGGUUCGUCUUUGCAAUUCUUACUGGCGGUCACAGGAUAUAUUAAUGGAGAGAGAAGAUGAAGUAGAAGAAACGUUGUUAGGGCUAGUCACACAGAUUGCUGAGGCUGAAGAUAUUAAAGUUGUUGAAGAUAUACAAAGUAAAUACUAUGGACCGCUCCACUUCUCGAGGCAUGAUUUUAUAUCUCAGAUUAUAAUGAGGGGACGAGAUUAUGGUAUUCCUGAUUACAACAGCGUUCGUGUACAGGUCGGUCUAGAAAGGAUUAGCAGAUGGGAGGAUAUUAAUCCUUGGCUGAACAAAACUAAUCCAAAUUUGAUAAAUACGUUACGUUCCCUGUACGGUACCCUUGACAACAUAGACGUAUUCGUUGGGGGAAUGUUCGAAACCACGCCCAGAGGUCCUGGCGAACUUUUUACAACUAUAAUCAUUGAUCAGUUCACAAGAAUUCGGGAUGGUGAUAGAUUCUGGUUUGAAAAUACAGAAAAUAGACAAUUCAGUGAUGAAGAUAUUAGACUUAUAAGAAAUCUAAAACUUAGUGAGAUAAUCGGUAAUGCGACCAGAAUAGAUUCUUCAGAAUUACAGAAAGAUGUUUUUAUUUUUACUGAAGAUGGCGCAGGUAAUUGCAAAAAGGCGGAGUAUUUACCGGAGAAUGUACUUGAACCGUGUACUCCACAUAAAGGAUUUGAUUAUUUUGCCGGAAGUGAAGCUUCAUACAUCAUCAUUUGGAUAUCUUUUGGUCUUAUACCUUUCUUGUGCUUAUUUGUCGUGUAUAUACUGUCAAAAUGUAAACAGUGGAGGUACAACAGAACUGUGAAGAUGAUACAGAAAAACAUAAAGGAGAGCCUAGGAACCCCAUAUGGCUUUCAAUCAUUCUAUGAUGAAAUUGGUCCACAAACCCAAUUCAAAGCUACAGAAUGGCUGUGGGACGAAGAAACGCGAUUAGUCGUUGUCCGUAUCCGUCCUGAAAGUUGUCUUGACAUUAUCAGUCUGAAAGGCAAACCAUUGAGAAGUGUCAAUAUGAAGGAUAUGAAACAUGUACACUGUGCUAUCAGCUCAAAUAAGAAAAGAAACACCGUACUAAUACGGGUUUCUAAGGAAUAUGACGUGGUACUCGAGCUGUCAAACGAAUCACAGCGUCGAGUGUUUCUGGACACGUUACAGAAUAUACUUAGCAAUACUGGGGUCUCUCUUGAUUUCCAAGAGACAAAGCUGAAAAACAUACACAAGAAAGCAUUCACACAGAAAAAACGAAACCAUCUGUUGGAGAAAUUCUUUAAAACCGUGUUUUCAGAGGAGGAGUUUGCGUCUGCCUUGGCAAUGAAACCUAACACGGAGUUUGUUGAGAAUAUGUUUUCACUGAUGGACACUGAUCAUAAUGGUUAUAUCUCGUUUAGAGAGUUUCUAAACGCUGUCGUGAUGCUGUCAAAAGGAUCUGGACAGAACAAAUUACAGACAUUGUUCCGGAUGUUUGAUCAUGACGGUAGCGGAACUCUAGACAGGGAUGAGCUCUUUAAGCUAUUCAGCUCCUUGUUAGAAAUGGCAAACAGUAGUUUGACAAAGAAAGAAACUGAGGAAUUAGUUGACUCAAUGUGCAAACAACAUGGUUUAACUAGCCAAGAUGCCAUCAAUUUUGACGACUUCUGCACCAUUUUAUCACCUCAUAUGGACAAGAUAUGGAACGCUGGACUUGAAUGGAAAGGUUGUAGAAGUUAUAUCCCGGCUUCUGGUGAUGAACGGAAGAGAAGUGUUAGCAGUUUACGGCGUUUGUCCGCCGUCGUCACGAAUAUGUUCAA